This is a messenger RNA of Serendipita indica DSM 11827, 1308 nucleotides long. Lineage: Eukaryota; Fungi; Basidiomycota; Agaricomycetes; Sebacinales; Serendipitaceae. The record is from the annotation of a GenBank genome assembly.
AUGCGAAAAUUGGUAGUAGAUGGUACAAAUGCGUUGUGGAGGUGGCAUACAUCGAGUACGGAUGUUCACUGCUCGCUCUCUCAAGAAGACGAUUGUACAAGUGUACCGAGCUGUAUCGUAUGCUGGGUGUACCCGGACGCAAGCGAGCUAGAGUACAAUGUGCGAUUCUGGUCAAAUUGGACCGCUCCAGUUAAUUAUUUGAAUGGAUCAGAAUCACUUGACUACUCAUUCUCGUACUCUGCUACAUGGGCAUCAUCGAGUCACGAACAGGAUGCCAGGACAAGCCUCAAGACGGUUGUAGGAGAUGACACAGUAUCUACACCGCUCCUUGUAGAAGACAGUAGAUUGAUCACGAAGAGGCGCCAGACAAGGACUGCACGCUCUAUCAUACUCAAUGGGACGGUUCCUGCGCAGAUUCGAGAUAUCCCAGUCGCAGUCGACCUGACAAUUCGUCGGCCACACGGCGCUAGCGUGUACUACCGCAUGGAAGGGGGCACCUUUCACAUAAUCGACCCACAGUUGGCAAAAGACUCGGAGUCUACCCCUGCUCAGGGCUCAUCUGUCGGACCUGCUCAUGGCGCUUCCAUCGCAUUAAUUGUUGGCGUAAUCGUGGGCGGUGUCAUUCUCAUCGCAUUUUUAACAGCUGGCAUCCUCUUCUACAGAAGGAAGCGUCGAGGUCAACUACUGGAGCAACUUGAACCGGAACAGUACGUGCUUCCCACGACAGUGCCAUCUCCGGAUCCUCCAAGUCCGGAGGUGCCUAGUAAUGCAGAAGGCAUCACACCAUAUCGAUACUCAAACCUAUCUUAUACAUCACCUUCAUCCCGUGCAAAGAGUGCCGAUUUUCACCGCAAACAGGAUCCAAAUCCAUUCGGGAGCACCUUCCGCGUAGCGGAUCACUCGGAUAGCGCAAGCCUUCCACCAGCCUAUCUCGACGAGUCGGUUAUCAGUAUCCCACUCUCGACACCCUCUGUGACAGCUUCGAGGCAAAACCUCGCGGAGAGGAACCGCGGGACGGAAAGUGUGACGCCCUCGCGAUCCAAUUCGCCUACAAGCGAGCCCGAGCAUACAGAAGAGCGUAUCCAGCUACGAAUCAACACGCCACUCGCUAAAUGGGCCAAGAAGCAUCGAAAGUAUAUACCCGAAAGACUAGAGCGCAAGUUGGAAGAUGCGGGAUAUGUGCCGACGGACGAUCCGGAUCAAUUGUCCGAGGACGAGUGGAGACGGGAAUGGGGUGUGACCAUUUUUGAGCUCGGAAGGAUGCGCAAGCUGUACGCUGCGAGGCAAAGACGGCGAGGGCAGACAUAA